Sceloporus undulatus (fence lizard) is the source of this 411-nucleotide messenger RNA. Its product is annotated as ubiquitin-protein ligase E3B-like. Gene Ontology annotation, molecular function: ubiquitin protein ligase activity; protein binding. Lineage: Eukaryota; Metazoa; Chordata; Lepidosauria; Squamata; Phrynosomatidae. Gene Ontology annotation, biological process: ubiquitin-dependent protein catabolic process; protein polyubiquitination. The transcript is spliced from 3 exons. The record is from RefSeq and is a predicted model, not a curated record. The annotation marks the transcript as partial.
AUGAAAGUGCGCAACACAGGGUCCAGACGGUUGUGUUUUCCCUUUGGCAGGCGGGCAGCCAUCAAGAUGUUUGGUGCAGGCCAGUCCUCCAAGGCCCAGUUCCUAGACAAAGCCCGCCAGGCGCGGGAGGAACGCCGUGAACUGAAGGAACGUGAGCGUGCCGCCAUACAGAUCCAGGCCCUCGUCCGGAGGUUUCUUUGCCGCUGCCGGCUCCAACGUGAAAUCAGGAAAGAAGUGGAUGCGUUUUUCGAUCCCGAUGGGUCUUGCAAUCCCAGUAAGAAGACGGCGCUUGCGAUCUUCAAAACAUCUCGAAAGCUGCUUUUCGUUUUCAGGUUGCAAGAGGAUAAGGAGAGAUUUGAAAAAUUGUGCCGCUGUAUCUUGCAGAGUAUGGACACCGAGAAUGAGCCCAAG